Messenger RNA from Spea bombifrons (plains spadefoot toad), 2601 nucleotides. RefSeq names its product striatin interacting protein 2 (gene STRIP2). The transcript has 21 exons. The record is from RefSeq and is a predicted model, not a curated record. Gene Ontology annotation, biological process: cytoskeleton organization. Bases 26 to 2392 code for a protein of 788 amino acids. NCBI's taxonomy places the organism in Eukaryota, Metazoa, Chordata, Amphibia, Anura, Pelobatidae. Gene Ontology annotation, cellular component: cytosol.
GGGAAGUGACAGCUGCACGACCAGCAUGGAAGGAAACUGCAAGGGCAGGAAGAGAGAGCCCGAGGGGCCCCUGGACUGUGCCAAUCUAGAAUUUGAGUAUGACGACACCGACCGUGUCUUGGCAGAGCUUGCAGAGCUUUAUAGUUAUACUGAAGAACCUGAACUAAGAGUGAACCAAAAAUGCUUUGAAGAAGAAUUUAGAACUCAAGUGAAGGAGACCAGAUGGACAUCCCUGGACUUACCAAAGCAAAGAGCUUACAUCAUGCGCUUGCUGGAUGAACUGGAGGUGGUCAGUAGGGACAGGCGACUGCUGGCAGCCAGGGCCAUUCUGUACCUGGCACAGGGUGUGUUUGGGGAAUGUGACAGCGAUGAGGAUGUUAUACGUUGGUCCCGGUAUAACUGCUUUCUGCUGCACCGGAUGGGCACAUUUGCUGCAUUCCUGGAACUGUUGAAUAUGGAGAUUGCGAAUAGCCAUGCAUGUAGCAGCGCUCUAAGGAAGCCGGCUUUGUCUUUAGCUGACAGUACUGAGCUCAGGGUGGUGCUGAGCGUUAUGUAUCUGCUGGUUGAAAACAUUCGUCAGGAGCUGAAAACCGAUGAACCUGAAUGGAACUCCCAGAGGGAGACAUUCCGGGCAGAGCUAGCGUUUCCCGUCCAUGGAGAGGAACCAUUUGCUCAUCUUCUACUCACAAUGGUGACUAAGUUCUGCAGUGGUCACUCUCCCCACUUUCCAAUGAAGAAAGUCCUCUUGUUGCUGUGGAAAGUGCUCUUGUUCACUCUUGGGGGUUUCUCAGAGCUCCAGAGGAUGAAAGAGCAGAAGAGAUCCCAGCUAGAUCUCCCACCUCUUCCUGAAGACAGCAUUCAGGUGAUGAAAAAUAUGAAAGCUACUUCCCCUCCAUCCUAUGGUAUAGAAUUGGGGGAGCAGCAGAAGCGUGGCCGGCGAAGUCGAAGGGACAGCCUGGAUCUUUACAAUGAGAAGGACCCCUUUAAAAGUGAGGAGACGCCAGGUCCUGAAGAUGAUGAAACUGAGGACACUGAAAACAUAAUGGAUACAGAGUCAGAUGUGCAGGAGAGGGAUAUAAUUCCACAACCCCUCAUAAGCCUAAGAAAUAAUGCAGACAGAGUUAGUUUCCCUAGGGGCCUUCCUUGGGCACCUAAAGUCAGGGAGAAAGACAUUGAACAUUUUUUAGAGAUGAGUCGUAACAAGUUCAUUGGGUUCACACUUGGGCAUGACACAGAUACAUUGGUUGGAUUACCUCGUCCUAUCCAUGAAAGUGUGAAGACCUUAAAACAGCACAAAUAUGUUUCAAUUGCUGAUAUCCAGAUUAAGAAGGAGACAGAGCUGCAGCAGUGUCCCAUGUCUCUGGGGGAAGAGGACGUAGAGGAAACCCCAUGUGAGUGUCUAUACAGAGCAAUGCUGUUCAACAUACCUCAGUACGUGAUUGCCCUGCUGAAGAUUCUCCUUGCUGCCGCUCCCACCUCUAAGGCCAAGACAGACUCCAUUAAUAUUCUGGCUGAUAUCCUGCCCGAGGAAAUGCCGAUCACAGUGUUGCAGAGCAUGAAGCUGGGAAUUGAUGUAAAUCGUCACAAGGAGAUAAUUGUGAAGAGUGUCUCUGCCAUUCUUUUGCUGAUGCUGAAACAUUUAAAGUUAAACCACAUCUAUCAGUUUGAAUAUGUGUCUCAGCAUCUGGUUUUUGCAAACUGCAUCCCUCUGAUCCUGAAAUUCUUCAAUCAGAAUGUAAUGUCCUAUAUCUGUGCCAAGAACAGUAUCUCCGCUCUGGACUUCCCAUCAUGUGUUAUCAAUGAGCUGCCAGAACUAACCGCGGAGAGCUUGGAAACAGGUGACAAUAACCAAUUCUGCUGGAGAAACCUGUUCUCCUGCAUUAAUCUACUGAGAAUCUUAAACAAACUGACCAAGUGGAAACAUUCACGCACUAUGAUGCUGGUGGUAUUUAAAUCGGCCCCCAUAUUGAAACGUGCCCUGAAAGUCAGGCAGGCCAUGAUGCAGCUGUAUGUGCUAAGGUUGCUUAAGCCACAAACCAAAUAUCUGGGAAGGCAAUGGAGGAAAAGCAACAUGAAGACUAUGUCUGCAAUCUAUCAGAUGGUGCGACACCGGAUAAAUGAUGACUGGGCCUACGGCAAUGAUCUUGAUGCUAGACCAUGGGACUUCCAGGCUGAGGAAUGCACUUUGCGAGCCAACAUUGAAAGCUUCAAUAGCCGGAGAUACGAGAAGAACCCAGGCUGGGAUUUUGCUCCAGUAGAUAACUGUUUACAGAGUGUCGUGGGACAAAAUUUGGAGCUUCCAGAGGAUUUUCAUUAUACGUAUGAGCUCUGGUUGGAAAGAGAAGUGUUCUCCAAACCCAUCCACUGGGAGGAGCUUCUGCAGUAUUCUUGACAACCGGUUGAGUAAAGUGAUCGUGAUGGCAAGCUGUCUGGUCAACCAGGGCAGACAGGCAUCAAGGAAAACACUUGCUAAAUGUCUGUCCCUAGACAGGCUUAUUGAACUUUCUAUAUCUGUAUCAGAGAUCCAGAAAUCCAGACCAUUGUGCCCAUAGACUACCAAUGAUACUACUUUAUUACAAUAUAUGUAGCAAAAUGCAGCCA